Molecule: messenger RNA, 2717 nt
Organism: Mercenaria mercenaria
Lineage: Eukaryota; Metazoa; Mollusca; Bivalvia; Venerida; Veneridae
Product: peroxisomal membrane protein PEX16-like
Exons: 10
Coding region: 28-1122 (364 amino acids)
Biological process (GO): peroxisome organization
Cellular component (GO): peroxisomal membrane
Source: RefSeq, a predicted model, not a curated record
AUAUAGAGGUUCGGUCGAAUAGGCAAGAUGGCAGCUGCCGCAACCCAGGGGAGGUUGGACCGAUUAAUUCAAGAAUUAAGGGAUCAGUAUUCAAAGGCAGUCAGAAACAAUCCUGACACAGUAGCACAGAUAGAAUCCGCUGUCAGAAUUUUGUCAUUUCUUGUCGCAGGUCGUUUUGAAAAUGGAGAAAUUCUGUCAGAACUGAUAUAUUCUGCUUCCAACCUCAUUGUCUUCAUCAAUGAUAAUGUCUUCAAAUCUGCUUCAAAAUAUGUUUCCAAAGUUGUGGACAUUACAAAAGAAAGGAUUAAAAAAUUGUUGACUGUCCUAGAAUACACAGAAGUUUUUCUGGAAAUGGCUGCUAAAAAGAAAUGGGGAACAAAAGGUGCUUGGGUGGUCAUCACUGUCAUACAAAUUACAAAAACUGUGUUAAGGUUUUAUUUGCUUGUGAAGUUAGAUGGAGGCAUUGGCAGCACACCAUCUAUACAGCCUGUAGACCGGGAAAUCCUGAAGACAUCACAAGAGGAGGAACAUGAUAACCUAGAGGAUGCCUGGGAUGAGGAGGCAGCUUACAGUGCCCAGGAGAAGACAUUUACUUUGGAGAGUUCUGGUAGACAAGUACGCACACUACAAGCAUCUGGGCAGAAUGGUAUGAGAACAUGGGGAGUUCCAGAGUCUGGCACUCAAUCUCCUCAAAACAACAUACUAAACAGGAAAAGGAAAUUGUUGAACCAGUCAGCAUCGAAGCUUACCAAACAGAGAAAAUGGGCAGAGGGUUUACAUAUUGCAAGACCACUUGCACACUUAAUCAGCAUGUACAUAUCAGGACUUGAUUCCUGGAAACCAUGGUUACUGGCAUGUGGGAUGGAUAUAACCAGUAUGUGUUUGAUGGGGGAAUCAAAAGAUUUAAAUCCAAAGGAGAAAGCAGAGCUGAAGAGACGCAGCUUGAUGCUCUUGUAUUAUCUGAUGAGGUCACCAUUCUAUGAUAAAUACACAAAGAUGCGAUUCAUGGCAGUGUUUAGAUUUAUUGCUCAGUAUGUGCCAUUGUCAGGUUUCAUUAUCAGACCAUUGUUGGAAUACCUACCCACAUGGCAACGGAUGUACUUCUAUGUGUGGACGUCAUAAAAACUGGGAAAAAAAAUGAUUGCAACUCUUAUUCUCUGGAAGAGCAAAGCAAUUUAUAGCUGUUUAAGGGUUGAUGUGCCUCUGUUCUUUGUACAGAUGAGGAUACAAAUCUGUUUUGCAUCAUUUUGAAGGCUUCUCUGUGAUUUCAUUGUUGCAUCAUACUGUGUGAGUGGAAGAGUGUUUGCUACUGAAAAAUCAUUUACUUUAAAAUUUCUUGGUUUUGCCCAAAACAACUAUAAAGGUUGAGAUAUGUUUGUAGAUUUCGACUUUUCAAAAUUAAUAAAUGAAUGAAAAUUUUCCUGUUUCCCUGGGAUUGAAUUUUUUGGAUAGGCUCAACUAUGAAAUCCAUGAAAAUUAGUGGCCCUUGAAAAUUAAUGGCCCAUGCCCAUGAAAAUUAAUGAUUUGACAGUAUCAGUGCAAUGAGUAUAAAAUACACAUGGUUGUGUCUGCGAGUGUGUAUGGCUAAUAUUACUUUAUAAGUAAUGGUUGUAACUAAUUUUAUUGAUGAUUAUGUAAAUUAUGUAAGCUAAACAAAUGUUCUUUACUUUAUUGACCAAUGUACGAAGUACAAAGUUUUUUGUUUAUGUAGCUUUCUCAUUUUGCACUAAUGUUUCUGAAACUCCUCAAGAGUCUUAAUUAUGAUAAGAUUUACAUUGCGGCAAACUAAAAAAAUCUGUGGUCCUGUAUCGUAAAUGAAGCACAUGAAAGAACUCUCGGGUUUAAGUUGGUAGUUGUGCAUUCACCUUAUAUUGUUAGCUGUCCAAAGCUUUAGCAGGUUGCCAUAGAUCAUGUUAUUUUCAUAGCCAUUAAAUUUUAUGGUUUCAGCCAGUACAGCUGUUUAGUAGAAACAUACAUCAAUGGAAUACAAAUUUAAAGAUAACGUUGUUUGUUUUUUUUCAUUUGUAUGGAUGUAAUCUAGUAAAUAGACUUGACCACAACAUUCAUUCAAAUUGGACCACUCAAAAAGUAAUAAUUUCAUAUCAAAUCAUAAAUAACUGUAACUUUAUCUACGUAAGAAAAAGUGUAUCUGUGUAAUUAUUCAAGAUGUAUCUAUCUUCUCACUGUACAGAUUUUGAAAUCCAAUUAAAAAGACAUUGUAGUCUAUUACUUAACCGCAGCAUGAAUGUACUGUAACUGUAUACAUGCAUUUGUAUAUACAUGAACAGUCAAGACAAGAGACAGUACUUUUGCACUGUAGUGAUGAUUCAUGUGGUUUAAUUGUAUAAUCAUUUCACCUUGCUGUACACCAUCAGCACUACAGUGAAACCAACCACAGCAGCCACCUGUCUUAAGCAGCCAGAAUGUGCUGCUCCCUUAGCAGGCUGCUGAAUACAGGUUUUACUGUCCCAUUCUUUGCACCAGUAUCACUGUAUAUGUGAGAUAUCUACUUAUAUUUUUUCCAACAUACACAUAAGAAAACGACAUGUCCUUUUUAAGCCUUUUAUAUUUUUCAUGCACAAUUGACUUUCUUGGAUUUUACAUUUUAUUCUAGAUGUUUUGAUAUUAAAGAAUAAGGACCUGUUUUGACAAUCACAAGUGAUUUCUUGUGCAUUUAGUGUAAAUGAAAUGGUUAAUAAAUGUGAUAUUAAGCUUGA